GGAGUGAACAACAAGGAGACAGAGUGAGAGAAGGAGGAGAGUCUGAUGUCAGCAUGAGUCAACAACAUAAGAGCCCAGCGACGGGAAGCAUGGACAGAUAGAGACACACACAGAUCUACAGGUGGACCGGGCGGUGUUUGGAUGUCAGCUGUGUGUGAAGCAGAGCGAAGAAGAAAAGGAGGAGAAACAUGAGUCGGCAGCAGCAGCAGAUCCAGGGAGUGGUUUUAACGGGUUACCACAGCAACGCGGAACUGUUGCCGAAAACUGAAGUGUGUGCUCCGUCAGCCCAGGACCUCGAACCCGCCGUGCCCAGCCGCCGAACAGGCCACUACAACGUUCAGCAGAACCAAAACACACAACAUGAAGAUAGAUACGGGCCUGCCGCUACCGCCAGUAUUACCAAAACCAGCAGCACCGACCUGUCGUCACUCCCCAAUCCAAGCUCUGCCGCUUGCCCCAGGUCUCAGCUCUCCUCCAGCCCAAAGCCUGACUCCAGCCCCGGGCACAGUCCCAACUCCAGGUCCAGACCUCGACCCGCAUGUCAGCGCUGUAACUCUCAGGACUCUCUGGAUGAGCUGGAGAUGGACGACUAUUGGAAGGAGGUGGAGAAUAUCACUCGCUCCGGAGGAGGAGCAGGGAGGGGAGAAGGUGGAGGAGAAGGGGAAGUUCAAGAGGAGGAGCAGCAGAAGAUUCCUGAGGAAGGAGAGCAGGAGGAGGCGUGGCUUACAGAGGCGGGGCUAGCACGACUGUUUGAUGAUUCAUUGGCAGCUGACCAGGAUCAGGAAGAAGACAGCGCGGUGUUCCUGUCCACACUGACCAGAACUCAGGCAGCAGCUGUAGAACGUCGUGUGACCACACUACAGCAGACGUUGCUACGGCGACGCAACCGACAACACGUUCCUGACGUUAGGGAUAUAUUCAGACCUUCUGAAAAGGAUGAGCAGCCUAGUAAACUCAAAGGGGGAACUGAGAAUGGACAAAAAGAUGUCACUUCAGCUGAAACAGAGACAGAACUGAACGUUGAAGUGGCGUUUUCAGAGCAGGCGCUCUCUUACAGGGACAACCAUCAAAGAUUAAAGGUCACCACCGGCCCUAGUUCUCCUGACGACAAACUACCAAACUUUAAGCUGCUCCGAGACAAAACAGGUCAGACCAGGAUAGGAGAUCUGUCUCCUCUGGAUAUGAAAAAGGUGCGUAGACUGGCGCUUGUGGAGAUGACUGCUCUGUUUGACACUGCUGGGAUAGACCUGAAGGCGCACAAAGCUGUCAAAGUGAAGGCUAAAGAGAGUGGUCUGUUCGGUGUCCCCCUUGCCACUUUAUUGGAUCAGGACCAGAGGCGGGCUCCUGGGACCAAAGUGCCAUUCAUACUGCAGAGGUUUAUCAGUCAUAUUGAGGAGGAGGGAUUAGACACAGAGGGGCUGCUACGGAUCCCUGGAGCGGCCACUAGAGUCAAGUCACUGUGCCAGGAGCUUGAGACCUCCUUCUAUGACGGAAUGUUUCCAUGGCAACAGUUGAAGCAGCACGAUGCUGCUAGCCUUCUGAAGCUGUUCAUCAGGGAGUUACCCCAUCCGCUACUGACUGUGGAGUACCUCAGCGCAUUCAUUGCUGUCAACAAGCUCCCCACAAAGAAGCAACAGCUGCAGGCUUUGAACCUGCUUGUCCUUUUGUUGCCCGAGCACAAUCGGGAUACUUUGAAGGCAUUAGUGGAGUUCUUCCAGCGUGUGAUUGACCAUCAGGCCAAGAAUAAAAUGACGCUCAACAAUGUCUCUGUUGUCAUAGCACCCAACAUCUUCAUGUUCAAAGGCUUCCGCUCCAAGGUUACAGAACAACAGGAGUUCUCCAUGGCAACCAGCACAGCCAACAUCGUCCGCCUGCUGAUUAGAUACCAGAAUCUUCUAUGGACAAUCCCCAAGUUCAUUGUGACCCAGGUCAGACAUCAAAACAUGGAAAGUCAGCGGAAACAGAAUAAAGAGAGAGCUGUAAGAAAGCUACUGAAGAAGAUAACCACUGACAAACCAUCUGAUAAAGCUGUCCCUGAGGAGAGUUCACAGGGGUUCAUUCGAGUCCAAGCCCCCCAGUUCAGUAAGAUCUCUAUGGCAGUUCAGCUCACUGCAGAGCUGCAGGCCGCUGAUGUAUUAACCCGCUUCCUCAGCCAAGACAGUUCCGUGACAGUAAAGCGAGAAGAGCUGUGUCUCUAUGAGAUCGGUGGAAACAUCAAGGAGAGAUGUCUCGAUGAGGAAACGUACAUGAAAGACCUCUUCCAGCUGAACCCUACAGCAGAGUGGGUCAUCAAAGCUGCACAGCGAUAGACUUGAUGCUGGACUGCUCCCCGGUCUCUCCACAGCGUCUCACUGGGAAGAGACAACACCUGGUUCUCUUUGGUUUUUGGCUGGUUCUGGACGUGCUUGGACCAUUCAUGUGUAGCACACAGCGUUUUUAACCCUGAAACCAAAUAAAUGCUAAUAUUCCAAUGGCAGUUUAAGAACUUGUGAAAACCCAUUUGGUGAAAUGUGUGGUAAUACGUUUUUCUUUUCUAAGUCUUUGCAUAACCAGAAUUCCCAAACAAGAAUAAAGGAAAAUUGGUGUUUUAUGCAACAACAACAAAAAAAAGGAUUAUACACCUUUUAAUUUUUUUUCCCACCCUACCUUAUGCUUCUAACUGGAAUCUUAUGCGUCAGGUACCAUGAGCCUGAAGUACAGUCCAGUGGUGUGGUUGAAAGAAAACCUCCAGUAUGAGAAUAUCUUGUCAUCUCUAUACUCCUGACAGACCACUGUUUAACACUGGUGGAAAUACAUUAUUUCCUCUAGUUUGUCUCAGCACUUGAGUCACAAUCUUAAUAUUAUGUGAUACUGUAAGUAUUUCUUUUGUAUACUGUGAUUUACUACCACUAAUCACUUUGUUGUGCCUGCAUUAAUAAGCUAAAAUGAUAUAGUCUGCGUCAUCAAAAUUCUAUUAAAUCUUGAACAUCAAAUUUCUGUUUGAAAACAUUGGCUUUUGUUCAGCUGUAUUUUUUUUUUUUUUUUUUUUUUUUUUUUUUUA
Molecule: messenger RNA, 3040 nt
Organism: Seriola dumerili (greater amberjack)
Lineage: Eukaryota; Metazoa; Chordata; Actinopteri; Carangiformes; Carangidae
Gene: arhgap18
Product: Rho GTPase activating protein 18
Exons: 18
Coding region: 189-2309 (706 amino acids)
Biological process (GO): signal transduction; regulation of small GTPase mediated signal transduction; regulation of actin filament polymerization
Cellular component (GO): cytoplasm
Molecular function (GO): GTPase activator activity
Source: RefSeq, a predicted model, not a curated record